Molecule: messenger RNA, 600 nt
Organism: Drepanopeziza brunnea f. sp. 'multigermtubi' MB_m1
Lineage: Eukaryota; Fungi; Ascomycota; Leotiomycetes; Helotiales; Drepanopezizaceae
Source: RefSeq, a predicted model, not a curated record
AUGACCGACGAAGAAGGAACGAAAGAGAUUAGCAAGGAGAUCGAGGCUACGGGUAUAAAAGAGGACCUCGGAUUCGGAAAUGAGCUUUUUAAAGACCUUAAAAAAGGACGGACCACCGGCAACUAUAUCGGUAAUCCUUUACCGAUCAGACUAUUAGCUAAGCAAAGCACACUUGCGUACGGCACUUUAAGCGCUUUUAAUAAUAACGAUGACGAUUUCCUUAAGCUAAGAGCAGCAGACCUUUAUUUAAGAGCAAAAGACGAGUGCUUUGAAAAGCUCGCUAAAGAGCUUAAGGGCAUUCAAAGCUCUUUACGACUAGGUUUGAAAGAUGAUCGAAGUCUUGCUAACAAGCUAUAUUCAGCUUAUAAAAACGUGCCAGAGACUACGAUUGCACGAAUGAAUCCUGCUUUUACUUUUACCGCGGCAGUUGCUAACAUUCGUCGAGUAAUUGCUUUUGCAACUAAGACCUCCCGACCUCCCGCCAAGGCUAGAGCUUACGCGAGCUCUAGCGAGCUACACGAUCACACCUGCUCUUACAACACCUUAAAGGCUGACUCCGAUUUGGACGAAGAAUACGAAUGCUUUAUUCAAGACCGCUAA